Molecule: messenger RNA, 1252 nt
Organism: Acyrthosiphon pisum (pea aphid)
Lineage: Eukaryota; Metazoa; Arthropoda; Insecta; Hemiptera; Aphididae
Product: cathepsin B-like cysteine proteinase 3
Exons: 6
Coding region: 141-1082 (313 amino acids)
Biological process (GO): proteolysis
Molecular function (GO): cysteine-type peptidase activity
Source: RefSeq, a predicted model, not a curated record
GGCAUAUGUAGAUAUAUAAGGUUAGAACCGAUCCCAUUUAGUUUUGUAACAACUUACCGUUGUGCAGUUAUCUCUAUAGUCUAUAUAGGUGCCUAUUGUUGUUCUAUUAAACAUAUUUUGUGCGUUUAUAAAUUAACAUAAUGGCUAAGAUUCUAUUUUUGAUCUCCGUAAUUUUUCUAAAUUCUUACUUAACGGAACAAGCAAAUAUAAUACAAGGUGACAAGGUCGAGAAAAACAGGGGCAUAGUAACAGAUUUAUCGAAGAUAUUUUUGGAAACGAGAGGAGUUGAAGCCGCUACUAAAUCAAAUAUGAUGUACAAAACCCGCAAUCCCAAGUACGUGAUCGACAACCGGGAUUACAAAGAAUUCGACGCGAGAAAACGAUGGCCGAAAUGCAAAACAAUUGGUGAAGUCCACAAUGAAGGAAACUUCGCAUUUGGUUGGGCUUAUGCCGCGGCUGGGGUAUUGGCAGACAGAACGUGCAUAGCGACUAAUGGAGGUUACAAUAAACUCCUCUCUACCGAAGAGCUAAUUUCCUGCAGUGGUAUAAAAGAGACUAACGGUAACGUUAAUGAACGCUCAAUUUGGGAAUAUUUGAAAAGUCACGGCGUGGUGUCCGGUGGCAAAUACAACUCUAACGAUGGAUGUCAACCUUUUAAAUUUCCACCAAUUGCUAACAUACUAACACAUUUACAACAUACAUGCGACGACCACUGUUACGGUAAUACAUCGAUCAAUUACAACCAUGAUCACGUGAGAGUUAGAAACUACUAUACUAUAAGAACAGGAUACAUUCAAAAAGAAGUGCAAACUUACGGUCCAGUCGCAGUACAGUUCAAGGUUUGCGACGACUUUCUUCUUUACAAAAGUGGUGUUUACGUAAAAUCCGAUAAUGCGAAAGUGAUACGAACUCAAUAUGCCAAGUUAAUUGGAUGGGGAGUCGAAAAUGGUGUUGACUAUUGGUUGGUAAUCAACUCUUGGGGACAUGAAUGGGGACAGAAGGGACUAUUCAAAAUAAAAAGGGGCACAAAUCAAUGCGGUGUCGAAAGUGUUGUUUAUGCAGGUGUACCUGAAAUAAAAUAAUAUUGUGUUCUUAUAAAAUAAUAAUAUUUGUCAUUUUAAGUCACAUUUCAAACAACAUUCAAAUACUUACAAACAAAUUAUUCGACUAUGUAUUUAAUAAAUUAGCUUUUAUUCAACGUUUACUGUUAUUUUAACAAUAAUAAAACUGUAUUAUUGCAUUGAAAAUUUAA